AUGUCUCUCGGCAAGAAGGUCACUCUCAACACUGGUCACCAGAUCCCCCAGCUGGGCUUCGGCACCUGGCAAUCCGCCCCCGGACAGGUCGGCGAGGCUGUCUACGAGGCCUUGAAGGCUGGUUACCGCCACCUUGACUUGGCAACCAUCUACCAGAACCAGCGUGAGGUCGCCGAGGGCAUCAAGCGUGCUUACAAGGAUGUUCCCGGUCUGAAGCGUGAGGACCUCUUCAUCCACCGCCCCGAGGUUGUCGAGGCCUCCCUCGAUGCCUGUCUCGCUGAGCUCGAGCUGGAAUACCUUGAUCUCUACCUUGUUCACUGGCCCGUUGCCUUCCAGAAGGGCGAGUCAUACUUCCCCCUCGUUGCCGACAGCAAGGUCGAGGGCGGCGAUGUCGUUAUCGACGAUGGUGUCUCCAUCGUUGACACCUGGAAGGCCAUGACCCAGCUCCCCAAGAGCAAGGCCCGCUCCGUCGGUGUCUCCAACCACAAGAUUGAGCACCUCGAGGCCCUUAUCAACGGCACCGGUGUCGUCCCUGCCGCCAACCAGAUCGAGCGCCACCCCGUGCUCCAGAGCAACGACCUCAUCGAGUACUGCCAGAAGAAGGGCAUCCACGUCACCGCAUACUCCGCUUUCGGUAACAACAUGCUCAACAUUCCCCUCCUGAUCACCCGUCCUGAGGUUAAGGAAGUCGCCGAGUCUGUUGCCAAGCGCACCGGACAGGAGGUUUCCCCCGCUCACGUCAUCCUCGCCUGGUCCCAGGUUGGUGGACACAGUGUUAUCCCCAAGUCUGUCACUCCCUCGCGUAUUCGUGACAACUUCAAGGAGAUCGAGCUCACUGCCGAGGAGAUCGCCAAGGUCAGCACUCUCGGUCAGAACCGCCAGCGCUACAACACUCCUUACACUGCCAACAAGCCUCGCUGGAACAUCAACAUCUUCGAUGAGCCCGAGGAGAAGCCUGCUGGCCACAAGGUUAUUGUUUAA
Penicillium olsonii is the source of this 981-nucleotide messenger RNA. The record is from the annotation of a GenBank genome assembly. Lineage: Eukaryota; Fungi; Ascomycota; Eurotiomycetes; Eurotiales; Aspergillaceae.